AUGAGCUCAGUCGAUUCAAGUGAGGUUGCACGCCUCCGAGAGGCCGAGAAGAGGGUAGUCCGAAAGAUCGAUCGAUUGCUCUUACCCAUCAUGUUGAUGACUUAUGGUCUGCAAUAUUACGACAAGUCCGUUUUGGGUACCGCGGCUGUUUAUGGUAUUCUCAAAGACCUUGACCUGACACGAACGAUCAACGGUGUCACAUAUACUACUCGGUACAGUACAGCUACGGCUGCCUUUUAUUAUGGAUAUAUCGUUGCUGUCUUACCCAUGGGUCUCUUAUUCGCUCGACUCCCCCUUGCUAAAACGGCUGCUGUCUGCGUGGUGAUCUGGGGAUUAGUCUGUAUCCUUACGGUUGUAUGCCACAACUACCCUGGCUUCGUUGCUCAAAGAGUCAUAUUGGGAUUCGUCGAGUCAGCCGUUUCUCCAGCUUUCGUAGCUGUCUGUGCUUUAUGGUGGAAGCCUCAAGAACAAGCUAAACGAAUUGGUUUCUUCUAUUCCGCCACCGGUGUUUUCAGUAUGUUCUCGGCAUUGAUCAAUAUCGGUCUCGGCAAAACUGGAGGUACCCAUCCCUGGAAAUCUAUGUACUACUUCUGCGGAUCUCUCACUAUCGCAUGGGGUUUCGUCAUCUACUUCUUCCUGCCUGAUUCCCCCCUAAAACCAGGUCGAUACUUUACCGAAGAGGAGAAACAGAUUUUGAUUAAGAGGUUCGAAGAGAACCCAUGGGGAAAUACACAACAGACAAUCAAACCCCGACAAAUACUCGAAGCUGUGUUAGACAUCAAGUCUUGGUUGUACCUUUUGAUGGGAGCGGCGAUUUACAUUUGCAAUGGUUCAGUGACUGCUUUCGGUGCAAGGAUCAUUUCUGGUUUUGGAUAUAGCAGUUUACAGUCCACUGCGUUACUUGUUCCUGGUGGUUUCGUUACGGUCGUCACCAUUGCUUUCUUUUCGUACUUUGCUGAUAAGUAUAAGAAUAUAAGGACUUUGUUGCUUCCUCUUAGUUGUAUACCUGUAGUAGUCGGUGCUUUGGUGGUAUGGCUUGCACCAUGGCAUCCCACCGUCGGUCCAUUGAUUGGUUAUUACCUCGUAGCAAGUUUCGGUGCUCCUUACGUUCUUCUCCUAUCUUUGGCUUCAGCAAACACAGCAGGAGCCACCAAAAAAGGAGUUACUUCGGGAUUCAUUUUUGUAGGUUACAAUGUUGGUAACAUCGUUGCGUCGUAUCUCGUUUUCGCUCAAGAAAAACCUAUCAAAUAUCGAUCAACAUGGAUCGCCGUUAUAGUCUGUAUGGUGUUCGCCUCUGCCGGUUCUAUCGCCUUGAGAUUCAUGUACAUAGCGGAGAACAAACGACGAGAUGAAUUGGCUCGUGGUGGGAACAAGAAUGCCAACGCUAUCGAAGGUAAUGGAUCGGUCGAGUCAGCAGAAAAGUUGGCCGGAGAAGGUCAUACGGAUAUUCCGAUUAUCGAGAAUCCAGAUAGGUAUCAGGAUAAAACGGAUAAAGAAUUAUUGGAAUUUAGGUAUACUCUGUAA
Messenger RNA from Kwoniella botswanensis, 1524 nucleotides. RefSeq lists its product as uncharacterized. NCBI's taxonomy places the organism in Eukaryota, Fungi, Basidiomycota, Tremellomycetes, Tremellales, Cryptococcaceae. Gene Ontology annotation, biological process: transmembrane transport. Gene Ontology annotation, cellular component: membrane. The coding region runs from base 1 to 1524 and encodes 507 amino acids. The record is from RefSeq and is a predicted model, not a curated record. Gene Ontology annotation, molecular function: transmembrane transporter activity. The transcript has 8 exons.